Molecule: messenger RNA, 1299 nt
Organism: Nomia melanderi (Alkali bee)
Lineage: Eukaryota; Metazoa; Arthropoda; Insecta; Hymenoptera; Halictidae
Product: odorant receptor 13a-like
Biological process (GO): detection of chemical stimulus involved in sensory perception of smell; sensory perception of smell
Cellular component (GO): plasma membrane
Molecular function (GO): odorant binding; olfactory receptor activity
Source: RefSeq, a predicted model, not a curated record
CACCAUGUACGAUCGAACAUCCAGCGUGAAGAGGAGCUACCCGAGAAACUACAAUCAUGAGGACGAUCUGAAAUACACGCUGGAGAUGUGCCAAUGGCUGCUGAAGCCGCUCGGCGUGUGGACGCUGAUCUACCAUCGCGUCAGCAAUUUGGAGAGAGCUGUCUCGAUGAUAGUGCUGUUCCUCUGCUUCUUCACUCUAUUCUUCCUGAUUGUGCCGACAAUCUACAAUGUCUGCUAUGUGGAGGAAAACGUGGAGGUCAAAGUGAAGCUCUUGGGUCCAAUCGGUUUCUGCGUGUUCUCCACGGUGAAAUACUGUUACAUCUGUGCGAAGAGAAAUCCCUUGGGCCGGUGCAUCGAACACGUGGAGAGGGAUUGGAGAACGGUGGGGGACAAGGACCACCGUGCCAUCAUGCUGAAGCAAGCGGGCAUCAGCAGACGCCUGAUCAUCAUCUGCAUCGUCUUCUUCUAUUCCGGAGGCAUGUCCUAUCAGACGCUGAUGCAGUUCUCCUCGAAGCUCACGCAGCAAUCCAACGUUACCGUGCGACCGCUCUCUUACCCUGCCUUCGAGUUCCUCGACGUCCAGUCCAGUCCUACCUACGAGAUCGUGUUCUUUCUUCAGACCGUCGCAGCGUUGAUCGUGCUCAACGCCACGAUAGCUGCGUACAGUAUGACUGCGACCUUCGUCACGCAUAUCUGCGGACAGAUUCAGAUCCAGAUAUCACGGUUGGAGAACUUGAUCGGGGAAAGACCGGGGAAGAAGAGUUUCCAGGAACGUAUGACGGUCAUCGUUAACGAUCACGUCGAGGUGUUGAGGUUUUCUAAGAACGUUGACGAAGCUUUGUGCGAAAUAUGCUUGACAGAAAUCGUUGCGUCAACACUUGUUAUGUGUUGUGCUGAGUACUACUGUCUGUUGGAAUGGAGGAAUAGUGACAUGAUCGCGGCAGCCACGUAUUUCAUGCUGUUGACAUCCUUCACAUUCAAUGUAUUAAUAUAUUGUUACGCAGGUCAACUUCUAACCGAUCAGUGCAGUCAAGUGGGUGGAGCUUCCUACAACGUACAGUGGUACAAUUUACCAGCCAGGAAGGCUAACAGUUUCGUCCUACUGGAGGCCAUAUCCCUCUACCCUCCUAAACUCACCGCUGGCAAAAUAAUUAACCUCACUAUAAACACGUUCGGUGUUGUGGUGAAGACAUCUGUAGUUUACUUCAAUCUGCUUCGGGCGGUUACCGAUUGAUUUCCGCUGCGACGUAUUCAUAGAACAUUUAGUGAAACGUAUUCAUCCUGAGAAGGCGUUCCCAC